GAAAACUCUGAUAAAUUGUGUGUCGUUAUUACAGAUCUGUAGUUGUUCAAAGCAAUGUGGUGGCCGUGGGAUGUCAGUUUUACUCAUCACAGCACCAAAUCAACGGUGCCAUUAUUCGCUCUCUCUCACUUCUGAGAGCUGGGAAGAGAGGAACAACACAGGGGGUAGAGAGACGAAGAAAAGAACCUCAUCUUUCGGGUAAAAAAGGGGUUCUCUGGCUCCUGGGAAUCCAUUAAUCUACCCCUUUUUUCUCUUUUCAUUCUUUGCUUCUUUCCUACUUUCUUAAGAAAUUUGCAGUAAGUGGGGGGAACCCAGAAAUUUUCUGAGAUCUUGAUCGAUUCCGGCUUUGGAUAAGUGGGUUUGUCUUCAGUUCCGCAGUUUCAAUUUUGUAAAUGGAUUUGGAUAGUAUCGAGUGUGUAUCAUCGUCAGAUGGUCUCGAUGAGGAUGAGAUCCAUCUUCACAACACUCUCCAUCCUUAUUCCCAUUCUCAUCAUCAUUCAGAGUUGCCAGCAUCGAAGCCUCGUAAUGGAAACAACAAUAGCGCUAUAACAGGCCCCACUGCGACUGCGCCGGCCACUAGCGUCCAUGAAUUGCUCGAGUGCCCCGUCUGCACUAAUUCUAUGUAUCCUCCCAUCCAUCAGUGCCACAAUGGACAUACCUUAUGUUCUACAUGCAAAACACGGGUUCAUAAUCGCUGCCCUACUUGUAGACAAGAGCUAGGAGAUAUUAGGUGCUUAGCACUGGAGAAGGUGGCAGAGUCGCUUGAAUUACCUUGCAAGUAUUAUCCCUUGGGGUGCCCGGAGAUAUUUCCAUACUACAGUAAACUCAAGCAUGAGGCUUGGUGCAACUUCAGACCUUACAAUUGCCCGUAUGCUGGGUCAGAAUGCUCUGCUGUUGGGGAUAUUCCUUUUCUCGUUGCCCACCUGAGGGAUGAUCAUAAGGUGGAUAUGCACACUGGAUGUACAUUUAACCAUCGCUAUGUGAAAUCGAAUCCAAGGGAAGUGGAGAAUGCCACUUGGAUGCUUACUGUUUUUCAUUGUUUUGGUCAAUAUUUCUGCCUUCACUUUGAAGCGUUUCAGCUUGGUGUGGCCCCAGUCUACAUGGCUUUCCUUCGUUUCAUGGGUGAUGAGAAUGAGGCACGAACAUACAGUUACAGUCUCGAGGUUGGUGGAUAUGGGCGAAAACUAAUAUGGGAGGGUACACCACGAAGUAUUAGAGAUAGUCAUCGAAAAGUCAGGGACAGCCAUGAUGGAUUAAUCAUUCAAAGAAAUAUGGCUCUUUUCUUCUCUGGUGGGGAUAGGAAGGAACUGAAGCUGAGAGUUACAGGAAGGAUAUGGAAGGAACAAAACCCAGAUGCUGGGGUCUGCAUACCAAACCUUUGUACCUAAUAGUGUUACUAAAGGCCUCUACCGUUUUGUGUAUUGUGGACACUGCCUUGCUUUGUACCUAUUCUUACCUUUCCUCGUAUAUUGUAACGGAUGAGUUUUUCAACUGUAAAAUACUAAUCAUAUUGAUAAUUAUUGAUCUUCCAACGAAA
Molecule: messenger RNA, 1537 nt
Organism: Momordica charantia (bitter melon)
Lineage: Eukaryota; Viridiplantae; Streptophyta; Magnoliopsida; Cucurbitales; Cucurbitaceae
Product: E3 ubiquitin-protein ligase SINAT5
Biological process (GO): ubiquitin-dependent protein catabolic process; multicellular organism development
Cellular component (GO): cytoplasm
Molecular function (GO): protein binding; ubiquitin protein ligase activity; zinc ion binding
Source: RefSeq, a predicted model, not a curated record